Aethina tumida (small hive beetle) is the source of this 1978-nucleotide messenger RNA. RefSeq names its product T-complex protein 1 subunit delta (gene CCT4). Gene Ontology annotation, molecular function: ATP-dependent protein folding chaperone; ATP hydrolysis activity; ATP binding. Gene Ontology annotation, cellular component: chaperonin-containing T-complex. The record is from RefSeq and is a predicted model, not a curated record. The transcript has 6 exons. Bases 93 to 1697 code for a protein of 534 amino acids. Gene Ontology annotation, biological process: protein folding. Lineage: Eukaryota; Metazoa; Arthropoda; Insecta; Coleoptera; Nitidulidae.
UUAUUAAAUAUUUUGGGUGCAGCGAAUUUACUGGAUUUAAAUCCAUCUCCAUCCUCAAAUUGUGAAUAAAUUCGUGAACAAAAAGUGCAAAUAUGACCGCCCCAAAUGCAGCCGGUGAUGCUUCCAAAGCUAAGAACGUCGCAUACAAGGAUAAAAGCAAACCUACCGAUGUCAGGACCAGUAAUAUCAAUGCCGGAAAAGCUGUUUGCGAUGCAAUCCGAACAAGUUUGGGACCGAGGGGAAUGGACAAAAUGAUCCAAUCUGGAAAUGGUGAAGUGACAAUUACCAAUGAUGGUGCCACAAUCCUCAAGCAAAUGAAUGUGAUCCACCCAGCAGCAAAAAUGUUGGUAGAAUUAUCCAGAGCACAAGACGUAGAAGCUGGAGACGGCACCACAACAGUGGUUGUAAUCGCCGGUGCACUCUUAAACGCUGCUGAAAAACUCCUGCAACGCGGCAUCCACCCCACAAUAAUCUCCGAUAACUUCCAAGUGGCCGCCACUCACGCUGUGCAAGUCCUGAAUGACAUUUCUAUCCCCGUCGAAUUGAAAAACAGAGAACAACUGUUGCAAAGCGCCAACACAUCUCUGAACUCCAAGGUCGUUUCUCAACAGUCGAGUUGUCUGGCCGCAAUCGCUGUGGACGCGGUGCUGAAGGUUGUUGAGCCGGGCAAAGAACAAGCAUGCAACUUGUCUGACAUUAAAGUCAUUAAACAAUUGGGCGGCACUACGGAAGACACGGAGCUCGUCGACGGGCUAGUUUUCCCGCAGAGGCUCGCCAAUGUUACCGGACCAAAGAGGGUGGAAAAGGCGAAGAUUGGUUUGAUUCAGUUCUGCAUUUCCCCACCAAAAACCGACAUGGAUCACAAUGUUGUGAUUUCGGAUUAUGCUCAGAUGGAUAGGGUUUUGAAGGAAGAAAGGGCUUACAUCCUAAACAUUGUUAAACAGAUAAAAAAGGCUGGAUGCAAUGUUUUAUUGAUUCAAAAAUCAAUUCUGAGAGAUGCUGUUUCUGAUUUAGCCCUUCAUUUCUUGGAUAAAAUCAAGUGUAUGGUUGUAAAGGAUGUUGAAAGAGAAGAUAUUGAGUUUGUAAGCAAAACUUUAGGUUGUCGUCCAAUCGCAUCUUUGGACCAUUUCGUCCCUGAGAAUCUCGUUUCCGCUGACAUGGCUGAAGAAGUCGGUUUCGGUGGUAACAGAAUGGUUAAAAUCACCGGCGUCCAAAAUCCAGGCAAAACAGUUACAAUCCUCGUCCGUGGUUCCAACAAAUUGGUCCUCGAUGAAGCCGAACGUUCCCUUCACGACGCUCUUUGCGUAAUCCGUUGUUUGGUCCGUAAACCAGCCAUAAUUGCUGGUGGUGGUGCCCCAGAAAUUGAACUCGCAAUCCGUCUUGCCAAGCUGGCUAAUUUGAGUGAAGGAAUGGCUUCAAUUUGUCUCAGGGCUUAUGCAGACGCUUUGGAAAUUGUACCAUUCACUUUAGCCGAAAAUGCCGGUCUGAAUCCCAUUCAAACAGUUACAGAGUUGAGAAACAGACACGCAAAGGAGGAAACCACCGCAGGAAUUAACGUUAGAAAGGGAGCUAUUUCAAAUAUUUUGGAAGAGGAUGUUGUACAACCCCUUUUGGUCACAGUUAGUGCCAUUACUUUGGCUACUGAAACAGUCAGGUCUAUUUUGAAAAUUGACGAUAUUGUUAACACAUUCACGUAAAUUUUCUUUAAUUUUUUUUCUUCAUUAACUUAUUGGUAUUUCGUAAGUUUAUUUCACCAUUUUAAAGCUUUAUAUAAUCAUUUAACACAAAUUCACAGUGAAAAAUAAUAAAAGUUUUAUUAGACUAUCAAUUGUUUUAUUAGAUUUUGUGGUAUUUAAGCUUGUGAUUUUUAUCUGUAAUACAGAUUAGAAUAACGAAAACUCUGUCUUAUUUUUGAAUUAUGUAUUGUUAUAAUAAGAAUAAAGGACAGCCUUAUCCAGAAUAAAUAAAAUGAUUUACA